UUGGUGGAGGGGUGGGUAUGGGGAGAGGUCAAUCCUUAUUGGGUAUGGGGAGGGAAGACUGAAGUGGUAAUGUUGAAAUAGUGUGCAAAGGGAGGUGGGAAAAUGUCAUGCUCGCUACGGUGACUGAGCGUAAUCUGGAUCUCGACAAUAUGUUGAAAUAGUGCGUAAAGGGAGAAUGUUCAUCCUGAAUAUGUCAUGCUCGCAAAGGGAGGCCAGAGUGCUUGCCAAAGAUCCAUGUUCAUGGAUCUUUCCAAAAAAAAAUAUGACGCGCAUGCUCACAAAGGAAUCACUGAUGUUGGAAUAAGGCAGAAUGUCGUGGCGCGUGCAGAAUGAAAAAACACUCGGUCUCCCCUGCAAGGAGAAAAUAUGAGGCGCUUGCUCACAAAGGAAUCACAGAUGUUGGAAUAAGGCAGAAUGUCGUGGUGCGUGCAGAAUAAAAAAACACUCGGUAUCCCCUGCAAGAAAAAAUAUGACUCGCUUGCUCACAAAGGAAUCACAGAUGUUGGAAUAAGGUAGAAUGUCGCAGCGUGUGCAAAGGGAGAAUGAAAAAGCAUUGAGUCACCCGUGCAAGGACAAAAUAUGACGCGCAUGCUCACAAAGGAAUCACAGAUGUUGGAAUAAGGCAGAAUGUCGCAGCGUGCAAAGGGAGAAUAAAAAAAACACUCGGUAUCCCCUGCAAGAAAAAAUAUGACGCGCUUGCUCGCUAAAGGAAAAAAAGUGUGUGGACUGCUGCAGUGUGAAAAAAUUGACUCUACUCUGUAGAACAAAAAUAAUUUUAAGAAAUGAAAAGAGCGUCUGUUAUUUUUUAUGCUCUUUAUUUAGUUGAAAGUCUUACAAUGUCACAUAUCGUAUCAGGCUGUGAAAUAGUGCUAUUGUUGUAUUGGUUUUUUGACACAAACAAUUUCGUUGAAUUCACGUCUAAGCCCGGAUGACUUUUGUGUGGAGGGAAUUUCAUGAAAUAUUGUGAAGGUCUGGGUGUAUUGACAUAUCACAAAAGCAAAUGUAUAUAUAUACACGCUCAACAAAUUUCACAAGAAGACUAACAUGAGAGAAAACAGUCUUUUCAAAAAUAAAAACGCCUAUUGCAUCAUCUCACAACUAUUGUUGAACGAAUUUCACAAGAAGGUUAAAAUGAAAGAAACAGUAGGGGGCCUUUCAAAGGAAAGGUUAGGGUGAAUGAGCAUUGCAUGUUGAAAAGUUUCACAAGAAUAUUAGAAUGAAAGAAACAGUAGGUGUUCUUUCGCAGGGAAGGUCAGGGUGAAUUGAUAUAUACCAUUAUAUGCUGAACAAAUUUCACAAGAAUAUUAGAAUGAAAGAAACAGUAGGGAGUCUUUCAAGAUGAAAUAAAACAUACCUCGGUUCAUCAAUUAGAAAGUUGUCACGAGGGUGCGACCUCCAAGAGAUUAGAAAUGCGACUGUUGUCUAGAGAUCAGGGUGUAUUAACAUAUCACAAUUACUAUUGUAUGUUGAACGAAUUUCACAAGAAGAUUAAAAUUAAUAAAAGAAACAGUAGGUGGUCUUUCAAAGGGCAGGUCAGGGUGAAUUGAUAUAUACCAUUAUAUGCUGAACAAAUUUCACAAGAAUAUUAGAAUGAAAGAAACAGUAGGGAGUCUUUCAAGAUGAAAUAAAACAUACCUCGGUUCAUCAAUUAGAAAGUUGUCACGAGGGUGCGACCUCCAAGAGAUUAGAAAUGCGACUGUUGUCUAGAGAUCAGGGUGUAUUAACAUAUCACAAUUACUAUUGUAUGUUGAACGAAUUUCACAAGAAGAUUAAAAUUAAUAAAAGAAACAGUAGGUGGUCUUUCAAAGGGCAGGUCAGGGUGAAUCGAUAUAUCACAUUGUAUGCUGAACAAAUUUCACAAGAAUAUUAGAAUGAAAGAAACAGUAGGUAGUCUUUCAAAGGUGAAAUAAAACAUAUAUUACCUCGGCUCAAAUAUCUGCUGGAUAGUCAGAGAAAGAUGAAGACGUUUCACAACGGCAGGCCUUUACUUCGUCCCGAUACGAUGUCUGAUCGUGGCGGUGUGCAGCCCUUAACAGAGACUCAGCUUGCUGUUAAGUCAAUCUAUGUUGAGAGUCUUCCACCAGUAAUUGAUUUUGAUUGCGCUGGAUAUGCAAUCCUUGAAAACAUCCCAGAAGAAGCUCUCCAAGCUUUGUCACAAGUUGAAAACUCUAACUCUGAUGAUGUGCAGCAAAAUGUGAGUACUAUAUAUAUAUACAAUCUUCAAUAUUAUAUUUCUGAAAAUCUAUGAUACAAACUCAAGAGUAGUUAAAAUAUUUCAUGAUCAAGAUAAAAAUCUACACACCCAAACUAUUUUUUCUGUUUGGUAUUGCAACCUUUCAUUUAAUACCAAAAAAAAAUAAGAUCAAACUUUUUUUCUUAACACCUGUCAUGUAAACUUUAUUUCUAAGUAACAAAAACGUCUUGAAUAACUAAAAAAACUUUGUUGCAACGAGUCAAAUAAUUUAGAUUAUGAUGCCCUCAACGUUUAUUUAGUCGAUGAGGCUUCUAAGUUAGCUCGGAUCACGUCAGAGUUGUUAGCGGAGGUGAAUGUAAAUUGUCGCAGUGCCUCAGUUCCCUACACUGAAGAGGCACUACCUACGGAGAACGUGCAGCCGAUGGAUCUAGGCGGGGUGCCACUCCUUCAAGAAGCGCCACAGCACAAUUCUUCCGUCAAUACGCAAGACGAAUAUGCAGGCAGGAGUUUAAAUGAAGAAUCCCUUGGUACAAUGCGAGUACCUUUACAAGAGAUAAUUCUAAACGAAGCCAACCAAGAUCCAAAACUUCAAGCUGAAAUACCACGCAGUAUAAGAGACCGUAUACGAGACCUGCACGCCCAAAUGCAAAAACAUGAUGUUGAGGGUAAAAAUCAUCUUAACGAAAUUGAUAAAAAACGAAAAGACCAAGAUGCGACUAUCACCCGCAAUCAUCAAAUCGUGAAGAGUAUUCAGGCUGCAUGUUCAGCUGUUGCAGAAAAAUUGAAGAAGGAGCAAGAGCAGUUGAAGGAGAAAGAGGAGAGAAAAAAACAGAGUGACAACGCUGAAGAUGUGCUUAAACAAUUACUGGCGGAGGAAAAAAAUAUUGAUAAGAAUAUAGAAGACAAUAGGAAUAUAAUAUCAAGCUACAAAAAAUUCAACGACCAGUGUUGUCAACAGAGGGUGAAGCAGUAUCAAGAUGAAAUCAAGAGUAAAAAAGAAAAACUCAAAGAAAUGAAAGAAAAUAAAUCUUAUGUUGAUGACCUCAACCAAUCGUUAAAUGAAAAUGAUGAUCAAUAUAAGAAGUUAAAGGAUCUUGCAAUCGCCGAGCAAAAAGAAGUUAAAAAACGUAUGAAAAAUCAGCUGGAAGCCCUGACAAAAGAGCUCAACACGGCGAAUAAACCAAAAAAGAGGCUGGUGUCGAUUUUAUCAUUGAGUCAUCCGAUACAUAAUAAGAGGGCAAAGCUAACUGAAGAUUCUACUGGAGACCUUGCGGUGCCAUCAACGUCACGGGCUCACGACAGCGUUUAUAUGGGAUCUCUUCAACCUAGUGUGACAGACAAAAAUCCAACACAAAAAGAUGUGCCAGAGGCAACUAGUACAACCGCAGACGAAAACAUUCCGAAGAAAAUAAAAAAGAGAAUCGAGGCUCAAUCAUAUAAGGAACAGAUAGAACACCUCGGAAUUUUAACAUCAAUCAACGCUGCUAUCAUGAAGAAAGCCGGGCUCGACGCUGAUGGUAGAAAAUUCAGGCAGCUUAACACAAACGUAAAUGCCAUUAAGGUAGUCAGAAAGGCGGAAACUGACGUCUUGAGAGCAACCAUGACUGCCCUUCAAAAGCAAGACGGGAUUAAGGGAAAAGAUCUCAAACCGGCUGCCAAUAAAUUUCUAGAGAACCUAGAAAUAAAACCUCGUAAAGGAUUUGAAGAAGUUGAUGAGUGCGUUAACACGUUUGCUAUGAAACUUGCCGCAACUCACAAAAACAUUUGCUCGUUAUUCCGUGAUGUGGCCCAUAAACUGAAGAACAAACUGGACAAUGAUGUAUUUGAAGAGUUUUCAGAGUAUUGCAAGCAGGACACGAAAAACCAGCCUGGGGAAGCUUCAGCACCUAAUCAGGUAAAGAAGAAAAAAAAACUUUUUAAUAAAUAGUGGUACUGGAAAAAUCACUCAUGGCUCAUCAACCAUAUUUCCUUGUGUAGAAAAUAAAUGAAAUAAAAAAUA
This is a messenger RNA of Cloeon dipterum, 4193 nucleotides long. RefSeq lists its product as uncharacterized. The transcript has 11 exons. Lineage: Eukaryota; Metazoa; Arthropoda; Insecta; Ephemeroptera; Baetidae. Bases 2616 to 4121 code for a protein of 501 amino acids. The record is from RefSeq and is a predicted model, not a curated record.